Henningerozyma blattae CBS 6284 is the source of this 744-nucleotide messenger RNA. It is a transcript of the gene NRK1, whose product is annotated as ribosylnicotinamide kinase. The transcript is spliced from 2 exons. Bases 1 to 744 code for a protein of 247 amino acids. Gene Ontology annotation, cellular component: cytoplasm. The record is from RefSeq and is a predicted model, not a curated record. Lineage: Eukaryota; Fungi; Ascomycota; Saccharomycetes; Saccharomycetales; Saccharomycetaceae.
AUGGCCGACACGUUUUUCAUAGCAAUAAGUGGAUGUUCAUCAACAGGCAAAACCACCUUAGCUAAUAUAACAAAAAACUGUUUUCCGGAAGCCUUACUAUUACAUGAAGAUGAUUUUUAUCUUCAUGAUGAUGAAAUCCCAAUCAAUAAGAAAUAUAAUAUUCCUGAUUGGGAUUGUGCUGAGAGUUUGAAUAUUGAAUUACUAAUGGAAGAAUUAAGUAAUAUUCGUAAGACAGGUCAAAUAACCACAAAAUUAAUUCACAACAACAAUAUUGAUGAUAUUAGGAAGUUUCUGUUGCCAGAGGAAUAUUUAGAAGAGCUAACUAAGAAAUAUUCUAUUUUGUUUAAAAAAUAUAGUAAACAUUCUCAAUUUCAAAUAGUCAUUGUUGAAGGAUUCAUGCUAUUUCAUCAAGACAGACUAUUAAAUGAAUUCGAUUGUAAAUUAUUGAUUCGUUCACCCUAUGAGAUACUUAAGAAAAGAAGAAACGCUAGGCCCGGAUAUCAAACUUUAGAUUCAUAUUGGAAAGAUCCACCUUAUUAUUUUGAUGAAUUUGUUUAUAAGGGCUAUAAAGAAAGUCAUCGUCAUUUAUUUGAAGAAGCGGAUGUUGAAAAAAGUCUAAAAGUUGAAUAUGCUAAUGUUCUAAAGGAUUAUUUAAAUACAGAUGAGAAAGAUAUUCGUGAAGGUCUUGAUUGGGUCUAUAAAGAGAUUUCCCAAUCGUUACACAAUAAGUAUCCUACUAUUUAA